Saccostrea echinata is the source of this 1740-nucleotide messenger RNA. RefSeq lists its product as uncharacterized. The record is from RefSeq and is a predicted model, not a curated record. NCBI's taxonomy places the organism in Eukaryota, Metazoa, Mollusca, Bivalvia, Ostreida, Ostreidae. Gene Ontology annotation, molecular function: zinc ion binding; nucleic acid binding. Bases 1 to 1740 code for a protein of 579 amino acids. The transcript has a single exon.
AUGGAACAGUUAAAACCUCCGUCGCACUUGAGUUUCGAAGGGAAUUUAGCCGAAAACUGGAAAGAAUGGCUCCAAGGAUUUCGACUAUACUUGAUCGCGUCGGGAAUCGACGAGAAAGCCGGGAAGGUAAAAGUUGCUGCGUUUUUACAUGUCGCUGGUGUUGAAGCGAGGAGAAUAUAUAACACAUUAAACAGCCCGGAGGAUGAUGUGGAAAAGUUGGACGUUCUUAUUGAAAACUUCCAAAAAUACGUGGAACCAAGAAAGAAUUUAACGUAUGUACGACAUAUUUUCUUUACGAGAAAACAAGAAAUUCAUGAAACAAUAGACAAUUAUGUCACAGAUCUGAAAAACAAAGCUAUACAGUGUGAAUUUGGAAACUUGAAAGAUUCUAUGAUACGUGACAGAUUAGUGUGUGGCAUUGCAAAUGAAGCAUGUCGAGCGAGACUUCUGAGAGAAGCAGAUUUAUCACUGAAGAAGUGCAUAGACAUAUGCCGUGCAUCUGAAAUAUCAGAACAACAGCUAAAAACAUUACACAAAGAGCCUGUUACCGCAGAUGCGCAUACUGUAUCAAAAGAACAUAAAUUGCGUCAUAACUAUGACAAACAACACCACAAUAGUGAACACAGAAAACCGAAAGCUCGUGUCAAAAGUGCGCCACAUACCAAAAAUGCAUGUGGCAGAUGCGGAAGAGAACAUGACAAAGGAAAGUGCUCUGCAUAUAAUAAACUAUGUUACAAAUGUAACAAUACUGGUCACUAUGCGAAAUUCUGUAAGACAAAAUCUACUGUGCAUUCCUUAGAAGAAACAGAAGACCUGUACCUUGGUAUAGUCAGUGUAGACAGUGUUCAUGAAGCGCCGUGGACAGAAACAGUCACCAUCAACAGAAUACCUGUUACGUUUAAGUUAGAUACAGGAGCUCAAGCGAACAUAAUACCCCGAGAUGUGUUCAACACGCUAAAGAUCUCGAAGAACCAUUUACGGAGUGUGAACGGAAACUUGAUCACUUACAAUGGACACGUCAUGAAUCCGGACGGAAAGAUUGAUAUUCGUUGCCAUAUCCGCAACGAAAAACAUACACUUCCGGUUUAUGUUACUCAAAAAGGAAGCACUCCGAUCCUCUCUAAAGAAACCUGUGCUCGCUUGGGACUAGUACAACACAUACCAGCAGAGUCUGUUGACAGUGAAGUGUGUAUGUCAAAGGACAAACUACUGCAACAGUAUGCUGAUGUUUUCAGUGGGUUAGGAAAAUUGUCCGGGACACACCACAUUGAAAUUGAUAAAAGUGCAAAUCCAGUGGUCCAUCCACCGAGAAAAGUACCUGCAGCGUUACUUAAACCUGUCCAAAAUGAACUAAAGCGAAUGGAAGACUUAGGCGUCAUAACGAAACAAGACAGUCCGACAGAUUGGGUCAACAGUAUGGUGACAGUACGCAAGCCAGGGAAGAUCCGCAUAUGUUUGGAUCCAAAAGAUUUAAAUCCGCACAUCAAACGAGAGCAUUAUCAUCUUGUGACCGUUGAGGAAAUCAUUGAAAGACUGCCGAAUGCUAAAGUUUUCUCACGAUUUGAUGCUACUCAUGGCUCUUGGCACAUUCAGCUCGAUCAGGAAAGUUCUAAAGCACUUACCUUCAACAUACCAUUCGGUCGGUACCGAUACUUGAGACUUCCGUUUGGAAUUACGUCAGCUUCAGAAGUAUUUUCAAAGCGUGUACAGGAACUAUUCUCCGACUUACCUGGUGUUUAG